AAGUCACCUGUCAGGCGUUUGUUAGCGUGCUAACCUGGUGCUAACCGAUAUGUUUACAGUUGCUUAAAUGUUGUCAUUUCCGCGGACCGCUUACCAGUGACCAUAAUGGAGCUGGUAUGGGAGGAUCCUCCAGUCCCUGAGGGUCCUUUCUUUACCAGAGAUCUCUAUGACAAAUAUUCACUCGCACCUAAUAUCAGAGAAUUAUGGGCUUUUCUCCAAAGUCCUGCAGAGAACAUAAAACAGGACUGUGAUGUUGAGGCUGCAAAAGCCUCCUGCUUCUCUUCUGUAAGAGAAGCAGCAGAGUUUAAAGACAGCAGUUGCAUCAGCAAAGAUGAGUCCUGUUGGGACAGCUGUGAUAGCGAUGAUCUGUGUGGAGACGAUGCUGUGGGAGGUGCAGAGGAAUGUAUGGAGACUAAAAAAUCAAGGGAGAAGCUCAUGCAGGUUGAGAAUGAGGCAAGCGCUGCUUAUCCUGAACCCAGACUGCCCUACCCCUGUAUGUCCAGCCUGUCCAGCAAAGACCAGAUCACGUAUCUUGGCGUUUUGACGAAUAAGAAAACAAAGCAUCCUCCACAGCGCUUGCAGGCACGAGUAAACAAUGAAGUGAUGCAGUUCACCAGGUACCUGCAAGAUGUGGCCAAAAUCUGUGCUGACGACUACAACUUCAUAUCACAGGGAGCUAUGCAGUAUUCAGAGGAGUACUUCAAGGCGUGUUUGGAGCAUAUUAAGACAUUUCCUGAGCUCUACCAGAUCCAUGAGAUGACUAGUUUGACAGGUGGAACGUUCAACCCAGGGCUGACGCUGACCUUUGAGAAACAGCUGUUGAUCAUGGGCAGUGUGGAUAUUACCGACCACAAGAUAGUGCCUGCUGAUGCGCAGCUUGCAUCGGAUUAUCAGAGUGUUUCAUCAGAGAAUCCUCCAGCUAAAAAAGCCAAGGACAUGCACGCUGCAAUCAGCGGUGACAGUAAUGCGAAGAGCCUGAGUGCUCAUUAUGAGCCUCAUGUGUGUCUGACUCGAGAUGCUCUGGUCAGGCUGUUAGACAACCACGGCCCUGACUUCAGAGAGCAAUGGGAGCUGCCUGUUCGGAUUGAAUCAAAUCCAGGAAAAGGCAGCAGUCAGAAGAAGACUGUGUACAUAGACUCACCUUUUCUAAGGACAGAAAUGACCGUGAGAGAGAGGAGUCAUAUCUACCACGAGGAGAGUUUGAAGCUUUCUUUCAAGAGGAACGAAAGGAAAAAUGUGUUCCAUUUGAUGACCGAGCUUCUUGAGGAUGAGCAGCAAAUCUCACCGCAGGAGAGCCCACAAAGAAAGUUGGUACCUUUUGAAAACGAUGGUCUUGACUUUGAGGUGGACCUCACUGACCUGGAGACUUUUGGAGAGACGUGUGUUAAAAGUAAAAAAUCUUCAAGAUCUCCACCUUUAAGUGAGACUAGAAGGUCUACUGAGAAUCUAGUAAACACCAGCAGCAGUUCACAAGAAGAGAUGAACACCUCCUUGACAGAUAUGGAUGAUGUAACAGAGGAGAGAACCCAGCCGGUUGUGAAUGAAACCAUUACACCAAAAACUGAACAAAGGAGAGCAGACUCUUCUCAGGAAAGUAACAAAGACCUACCUUUUGUUGGAGACUCAGAUGAGGAGAAGCUGGUCAUUGACGACUCUCCGACUAAAACACCACCAACACAAUGUAAGCCUAAAACCACACCAAGCCCCCCAGACCCCCCAGCUACCCCUGUCUCCAAGUCUGCACCUGGAAAUCCAGAGUCCUCUUCCCCUCAAAAAGUUACAAAGCAGAAGCGACAACCCAAAAGAGCAAAGGUGUGUGGCGACCAGCUGAGUGACAUCCUGCGCAUGCAGACAGCCAUGUUCAGCUCUGCCAGUGACACAACCAAAAGCUCCACCGUAUCCCAGGAGACAACCUCACCCAACCGAGCUACUGGACCCUCAGUUCACUCCCAUCCAGUGUCUCUGGUCAAACCCUGCGUGUCCUCGUAUUUGGAGAGAAGCCAGGCUGGAGAGACCUGCGCUUCUCCUCAGGAUUCUGCACCAGCGGUCAACGUUACUACUACAGAGCACAGAAAGAUACUGUCACAGGACCUGCAGGCUGGUGCGGAAGAUGAACAAGAUUACAAAGCUCCAGAGGAAGGCAACCUGCUCUACAAGCUCUACAGUCUGCAGGACUUGCUGCUCAUGGUGCGCAGCUCUGUCUUACUGACCCAUACCAGAAAAGUGGGCCAAACCAGCCAAAACCAGUUAGUGCCAGUGCAUGUGUUGCCAAAGCUGGAGUACCAGUUGAGUUAUGGCGUUGAGUGUCUCAGCAGCAGUGAGGCCUGCCAGCUGUGGACUGAGACAUUGCUCCACUCCAGCACUGCAUCAUACAUAGCUCACAUCAAUGCGCACACAUCAAAAGUAGCUCUGCUGAGAAAGCUGCCUGACGACUGGAAACAGAACAUCUCCUGCGGGUUCAAGCCAUCCAAAUCACUGAAUAUCCUGCACCACCUACUGAAAAAGCUAACUGGGUUAGAGGAAGGCCAGUACCUGAUUGCGCACAAAGCAGGGGAACCAUUUGUGACCUUAUUAAAAGCAGCUAAUGGGAAAGUGAGUCGGGGGGCAUAUAAUCUGCAGCAGGUCCACAGCUCUGUCCCACAGCCCCCCGCCUCCGGCCUCCUGCCCUGGAUACCUGUUGAUCCCGCUGUGGUCCUGCCCUUCCAUCAGAAGCACGGCCGUGUCCCCUGCACCUUCCCACCAAAACCAUUUAUAAAGACAGAGAAAGGUGGCUCAUCGCAGUCCAACGCCCACGGAGCUGGACAGUCCAAUAACAACUCAAACGCAGGCAACAAGAAGAGGAAACAAAAAAAACGUGUGGCCAGGCGUAACAAAUAUAUCAAAAAGCUCAUUCAGAAGUCCAUAUAGAAAAAUGCCAUUCUUUUCAUUUCAUAAGAGGAAGUGAGAUGAGGAGCUGGAUCUGUACUGCUGUGGAAAGCAAGCGAAGGAAAGUAAGGAAAGAAAGGAAAGCAUUGACAAUAUGAUUUUAUAUUGGAAAUAUAUCACGACUCUUAAUUUAAAUGUGAAUGCUGAAGCACUUUGAUAGUUCAAUGAAUGUUCUCCUUACGUUUUUAUUUUGUUGGAAGACUUUUUUGAAUAUAUAUUUUUAAUUUUGUAAUGUUUUGUGAAAACAGAUAAAUAAACUUUGUCCAACUGUUUGUUUGGACUGUUUGAAGUUAAGAUUAACCAUAACCUUGAAAAUCUCCUGAAGGCAGCAAUGCUCUAGUGAUUUUGAGUAGUGUGUGUGUGUGUGUGUGUGAACUUGUGGA
Molecule: messenger RNA, 3308 nt
Organism: Plectropomus leopardus (leopard coralgrouper)
Lineage: Eukaryota; Metazoa; Chordata; Actinopteri; Perciformes; Serranidae
Gene: ice2
Product: interactor of little elongator complex ELL subunit 2
Biological process (GO): snRNA transcription by RNA polymerase III; snRNA transcription by RNA polymerase II; positive regulation of transcription by RNA polymerase III
Cellular component (GO): transcription elongation factor complex
Source: RefSeq, a predicted model, not a curated record